Adineta ricciae is the source of this 825-nucleotide messenger RNA. The record is from the annotation of a GenBank genome assembly. Lineage: Eukaryota; Metazoa; Rotifera; Eurotatoria; Adinetida; Adinetidae.
AUGUCGUUACCGUAUCUUGGUCAACAAAUAACAAUUUACUUUGGUUCCUUUCUGGUCGUAACUGGCGUAGUUGGGAAUAUCAUUAAUAUAACAGUGUUUGCAAGUAUUCGUUCUUAUCGUACGACACCUUGUACGUUUUAUUUUCUCGUUGGAUCAUUUUUUGACAUUCUGUACAUUAUGCUUAAUCUUGUUUCUCGUAUUGCAAUAUCAGGCGUUCGAUUUGACUUAACUCGAACAUCCGUUAGUUGGUGUAAAACAAGAAACUUUUCUCUUGCUUUCGUCAGUCUAUGCAGUUUAACUUGCUCGUGCUUGGCAACGAUCGACCAAUAUUGUGCGACAUCGAAAAAUAUCUCCAUUCGUCGUUUGAGUAACAUCAAAAGAGCACCUGCAGUACUGAUCAUUAUGAUUAUCAUUUGGCUUUGUCAUGUGUAUAUUCUUACGCUUAACUGUAUCAUUCCUGUGUUAAUAAUGAGCAUCUUCGGUUAUCUCACUUAUCGGAAUAUUCAUUUAACGCGAUCGCUUGCUGAACAACAAGCGGAUCGUCAAUUGAUGAAAAUGAUUUUAAUUGAAACCGUAUUAGUUAUAAUCAGUUACAUACAAUAUGGAGUCAAUGGUGCUUAUACAAUAAUUACUGCUGGAAUGGUCAAAGACAACAAUCGACUAAGCAUUGAAAAUUUUGUUGCCACGUUGUCGAAUUUGAUGUGUUAUUUAUAUUUUUCGGGAAGUUGUUAUAUGUUUAUGUUGUCAUCGAGUCGUUUUCGUGCAGCAGUCAAACGACUAUGUUGCUGUCUGCGAGCAACAAAUCAGAUCAAUCCAAAUAUCUAA